This is a messenger RNA of Suillus subalutaceus, 1092 nucleotides long. RefSeq lists its product as uncharacterized. The coding region runs from base 1 to 1092 and encodes 363 amino acids. The record is from RefSeq and is a predicted model, not a curated record. Gene Ontology annotation, cellular component: nucleus; cytoplasm; GID complex. The transcript has 7 exons. Gene Ontology annotation, molecular function: ubiquitin-protein transferase activity. NCBI's taxonomy places the organism in Eukaryota, Fungi, Basidiomycota, Agaricomycetes, Boletales, Suillaceae. Gene Ontology annotation, biological process: proteasome-mediated ubiquitin-dependent protein catabolic process.
AUGGACGGGCCACUUAAAGACUUGUCCAAGCUCGAAAGGCUCACAGAGAAAGCCAAAGGGAAACCGUCGUCUAUCGAGAACUCUUUGGACUAUCUUCUCCAGUCUCUCCGAGAAGUAAAGGAUCGCAUCAACGCAGGGAGCGUUACAGAGGACACCUAUGUCCUUCUAGCACAAACCGUCGAAGCAAAGAAGAAGGAAAUAGACGAGAAGCAGAGGGAGAUUUACAAUGGAAUUGCGAGACUUGGGAAGGCCCUGGACAAGAAAUUCACUCAACCCCUUCCGACAUAUGAGCCUCUAUUUGCAUCGAAGGAUGCGCAAGCGGCUCUUGAGAGAACUAUUGCCCUGCAUUUUCUUCGCACCGGGCAGUUUUCAACAGCGGAGACAUUCAUUCAGGAGUGCAAGAUGGUCAUCGAACCUGAGCAACGAACCAAAUUCCAGGACUUGCACCGCAUAGUGUUGGCAUUAAAGAGACAGGAUAUAGGGCCUGCAUUAGAGUGGUCGCUGAAGAACCGCGAAUUUCUCCGGAAACGAUCGUCGCCGCUGGUGUUCUAUUUGCACCGUUCUCAAUUUGUCCGUCUCCUCUUGACAGAACCACCAGAUGCUGGCCCUGCCAUAUCGUACGCAAAUGCUACAUUGCGCAGCUUCUAUCCAGAGCACGCAACAGAGUUUCAGAGACUCAUGACUUCUGUUCUCGGUCUCCCUUACGCAGACUUGGCCUCAGACUCAGUGCAUACAGACCUCGAGCCACUUUUCGCUAAAGAAUACUGCACGAAUCUUGGCAUGAGUCGACAAGUACCACUGAGAGUCAUAGGUGAUAUUGGCGGUGGAGGUGCCCUAGCCAGAAUUGAGAAAGCUCGGACGGUGAUGAAAGAGCGUAAGAGUGAAUGGAGUCAGACCGACGAGCUGCCUGUCCCACCAGAGAACCGUUAUCAUUCCAUUUUUGCUUGCCCAGUAUCCAAGGAACAAUCCACUGAGCAGAACCCCCCGAUGAUGAUGACAUGUGGGACACGUCAUAACGAAGGAAACCGUGUCAAAUGUCCAUACUGCCCCACCGAGUCGACGCAGGCAAAUGCUCUGCGCGUUGUUUUCUAG